Molecule: messenger RNA, 1551 nt
Organism: Musa acuminata subsp. malaccensis (wild Malaysian banana)
Lineage: Eukaryota; Viridiplantae; Streptophyta; Magnoliopsida; Zingiberales; Musaceae
Biological process (GO): protein dephosphorylation
Molecular function (GO): protein tyrosine/serine/threonine phosphatase activity
Source: RefSeq, a predicted model, not a curated record
CGAAUGAAAGCGUCUCCCUCGAUCAGGAGAAGAGGGUUUUGAGCGUGCAAGAGAAACCAAGCAAGGCAGCGCCUCUCCUUUUCCAGAGAGAGAGAGAGAGAGAGCUAGGGUUGGGAGAUCGCCGGCGAUGCCUUACCUGGUUCGGGACCGCCUCUUCUUCGGCGACAUCACUGCCGCCGCCGAGGUGCUCAAGAACGGAAGCCCCGAGAUCACCCACGUCCUGUCACUCCUCAGCUCCGCCUCUAUCUCCUUCUUCUCCGACUGGCGGUCCGAGAUCUCCAUCCCGACGGAGGAGAUCAGGAAGGUGUUCGCCGGCGCCGAUGGCUCCCCGAGGAAGUCGCUGGCGCCGGGGAAGCUGGUGUACUCUCUCGAGCGUGCCGGGCCGGAGUUGAAGCUGGUGAGGAUGGCGGUGCCGUUGAGAGAUACAGAAGACGAGAACCUGUUGGAUCAUCUGGAUGUGUGCUUGGAUUUCAUUGAUCAGGGCAGGAAGGAGGGGGGCGUGUUGGUGCAUUGCUUCGCAGGAGUGUCGCGAAGUGCUGCCGUAAUAAUUGCGUACCUAAUGAGAACAGAACAUAAAUCUAUGGAAGAUGCACUUGAGUCCUUGCGUGAAAUCUGUGAGUCUGUCAGCCCAAAUGAUGGUUUCCUGGAUCAGUUAAGUUUAUUUGAAGAAAUGGGUUUCAAAGUAGAUACUGAAAACCCCAUCUACAAGCGCUUCCGCUUAAAAGUAUUAGGUCAUUCAUAUAAACAGGGGGAGAAAAUAGACAGUUCCAUAUUUGGUGCUGAUCCUGGUUUGCCACUAGAGUCCAACUCUUCUGAGGAAGUCCGCAAGGGAAAUCAACAUACUACAGCUUACCGCUGCAAGAAAUGCAGGAGAAUUGUUGUAUCGCAAGAGAAUGUCGUUAGCCAUGUGCCUGGUGAGAAUGAGACGUUCUUUGAUUGGCAAAAGCGAAAAAGUGGUAAUUGGUCUAAUAGGUUUCAGGAGCAAGAAUGUUCUUCCUUGUUUGUUGAACCCUUGAAGUGGAUGACUUCAGUUGAAGAUGGUGCGCUGGAAGGAAAACUCUCAUGCAUCAAAUGUGAUGCACGCCUUGGAUACUUCAACUGGUCAGGCAUUCAAUGCAGCUGCGGCAGCUGGAUCACUCCUGCCUUUCAGAUUCACAAGAGCAAAGUUGAUAUUAGCAUGGUGUAGCACAUACCGGGAGUAUCCAAGCAAAUUUAAGCCAUUCUCCUAGGUGUACCUAUGCAUAUACGGGAAGAGCCUUGCUAUCGAAAAGCCGAACGAGGCAUACUCAUCAUGUUUGGAGUAUAUUACAGUCACUGGUCCUCGAUUAACUGUGUUAGGUGGCUGUUUUGCUCGAUUUGGUUUAAGCGGCAAUUCCCCUGUUUGUUCCUGUAGUGACUGAACCGCACAACCAUUUUGCGGCUUGCAGUUUGCGUUCAUGAGAGUUGGUUUUUGUUGAUAUGUUCAAAGAGUCCAGAACCUAUGCCUGAGUUCAAGAUUGUGCCUUUGUUUCUGACUGUAUAUUGGAGUCUAUACAAAUUAAGAUUUGUAUA